Molecule: messenger RNA, 4103 nt
Organism: Linum trigynum
Lineage: Eukaryota; Viridiplantae; Streptophyta; Magnoliopsida; Malpighiales; Linaceae
Source: the annotation of a GenBank genome assembly
CUAAAGACCGAGCCGUUCAUGUUACCGGGUCAUACUCCGGUUCGGUUCUGACAACAUUGGUAAUUAGUAUAAUCUAUCUGGAGAACUUUGUGAUUUUUGGAGAUUUUCCCCCUUCAUCGAAUGCCCACUUCUGGUAGAAUGCCAAAGCCUAUUUGUUCUUUGUUGUGGACGUAGUUUCCCCUGAAAUCAUUCGUGGGCUUUUCUGCGUUGCUGUGAAUUUUCUUCUCUGUGGGUUGCUAGCGAGGUACCAAUUUUGAAUUCCAUCAGGUUCCUAGAUGCUAAAUAUGAUAAUGUUUGUGUCUUUUUCCUACUUUGAAUGUGAGCACUGCUUCCCCCAUUGAUUCUGUUGUGAAUUUUUGUGUCUUCUCUGUGUGAUAUUUGAAGUUACAGUGUUGCUAAGGGUCUGUGUGCCCACUUUUCUUAGUUACAUUGAAAGGUAUUUGGCGAAACUUGAACAAUCAGUUUAAAAUGCACAAGGUCCUGUAAUAAAAAUAUAAUUGGGACAGACAUAGUUGGCCAAAAGAGUGGAUCAGUUGUGAUAAUAGUAAUGCAUCUGUAAAGAUAUUCUUUUGUCUUUGUUGGUGCGUCAUGUGUCCGGAGAAGUACCUUUGAUAUUUGGGAUUUCCUAGGACACAGAAAGUCUGAAAUGCAAUGUUUAUUUUGAGCAUUACAUUAUCACUUUCAGGACCAGUAUGAAACUAUCAGUGUUUCGCAGUCUGAAUCUCCUUAGUCCCUUACUGUUUUAUUCAACAUUAGCUCCCAAGAUUUCAAGUACAGAUAGAGUUGUUAGUGCUUAUGCUCGUACUGCGAAAUCAAACUGGUGUAUCACGAAGUUAAGUAGGGAAGGGAAGCUAAAUGAAGCACGUGAAGUUUUUUAUCAAAUGCAUAACAGAGAUGUAAUAACAUGGACGUUAGUGAUUAGUGGAUAUAUCAAAUCUGGAUGGAUUGAGGAGGCAAUAAGGCUUUUUGAUAGAGAUGAUGCGAUAAAGGACGUGGUCACAUGGACUGCAAUGGUUAAUGGGUAUUUGAAACUGAAUCUCAAGUUAGAGGCAGAGAAAUUGUUCAUGGCAAUGCCAUCAAAGAAAGUUAUUGCAUGGAACACCAUGAUUGGUGGGUAUAUGCAUGUUGGUGAAAUAGAUAAAGGGCUUGAUUUAUUCAUGAAAAUGCCCAAGAGAAAUGUGGUUUCAUGGAAUUUGGUUAUAACUGCAUUGCCAGAAUAUAGGAGGGUGGAGGAGGCAAAAAUAUUAUUUGAAAAAAUUCCUCAGAAGGAUGUGGUUUCAUGGACAAUAAUGGUGGCUGGUUUGGCAAAGAAUGAGAGAAUUGAUGAGGCCAGGGAGUUAUUUGAAAGAAUGCCAAAGAGAAAUGUGGUGACAUGGAAUGCAAUGAUCGCAGGAUAUGCAAAGAAUAUGAGAUUAGAUGAGGCUUUUGUAUUAUUUGAAAUGAUGCCUGCUAAAGAUAUAGCCUCAUGGAACACAAUGAUCACAGGUUUUAUUCAAAAUGGUGAGUUGGAGAGGGCAAGGAAGUUGUUUGUUGAGAUGCCUGAAAAGAAUGUGGUUUCAUGGACAGCAUUGAUUACGGGAUAUGUCCAAUUGGAGGAAAGUGAAUCCGCAUUGAUAAUCUUCGUGGAAAUGAUAAGAGAUGGUAAUGUAAAGCCCAACGAGGUGAACUUUUGUUAACAUUUUGAGUGCAUGUAGUGACCUAGCCGGUCUUAGUGAGGGACAACAAGUUCACCAAAUAAUUAUUAAAAGUAUCUUGCAGCAUAGGGCAUUUGUUGUGUCAGCAUUGAUAAAUAUGUACUCAAAGUGCGGGGAACUGGGUAUUUCUCGGAAAAUAUUUGAUGAUACAGCAGUUAAUAAGCGGGAUUUGAUUUCUUGGAAUUGUAUGAUUGCUGCCUAUGCUCACCACGGAUAUGGAAGGGAAGCGAUUGUAUUGUUCGAUCGAAUGCAAAAAUCUGGGUUUAAGCCUAAUGAUGUUAGCUAUGUUGCGUUACUUUCUGCAUGUGUGCAUACUGGAUUAGUGGAGCAAGGUCUGAAGUACUUUCAGGAGCUUCUCAGUGACAGGUCAAUACAAGUAAGAGAGGAACAUCAUACAUGUUUAGUUGAUCUAUGUGGUCGGGCUGGAAGGUUGGAGGAGGCGUAUGAUUUUGUCAGGAAACUCGGUGCUAAGGAGUCAUCUUCAAUAUGGGGAUCUCUGCUUGCAUCAUGUACUAUCCAUGGGGAUCUGAGGAUAGGAAGGCUGGUUGCUGAAAGGCUUUUAGUUGAGGGGCCAAAGAAUGCCGGCUCAUUUUGCUUCUGUUGGUAAAUGGAAAGAAGUUGAACGAUUGAGAUUGGAAGUGAAAGAUAAAAGCCUUAAAAAGCAGCCUGGAUGUAGUUGGUUGGAAGUUGGGAAUAAGGUCAAUGUGUUUGUAGUUGGUGACAAGCUUAGUUCAGUCUAAGUCACUGCAUUCUUUACUCUAUGAUCUUCAUGAGAAAAUAAAGAAGAAAGGUCACAUACUAAAUGCUAGUUUCUUGGAGACAGAUGGUUUGUAUGCAAUAAUUCCUUGAAGCAUUUUCCAUUGUGUUUGGGAAUCAGUAAUCACUUGGAAGCCAUGUGCUGAGAGUUAUAGUUAAUCCACUUAACUUUUCCUUGUUUCCCCCUUCAGUUACGUAUCUUUAUAUAGACAACAAGAAGUUUUACUUGUGAUUGGGAUGUAACCUUGGGCUUGGUAAAUUGAAUUUCUGACAUGGUGGUUAAUACUGAUUUUUAUUUGUGCUUGUUAUAUUGUUUAUGGGAAAAUGGUUUCACCUGCCAUCACCAUCAUGCUGUUGUUUAGUUGCUUGUUUGAGCUCAAUGUUAUUUUCAAGUUUUAUGAUGAGUACUAUCUUUCCCUCUUGUUUCAUGCUUGUUUCAGUUAAGCUCCCUUCUUAAUGACAGUUGCUAAACAAGUUGUUCUUUGGGUAAGCAAUCCUUACCUUCUUUUUUUUAUCUUUGGGUGCAGGGAUAAUACAAAGUUCUACUGGGUAAUUGGUUUGUUUCACCAAAGAAAGAGACGAGGUGAAGAUGGAUGAUUGGGGUAUGUGUUUCUACCUCACAUUCCAGUACUUAGUGUUUAUCUGGGUUGGCGCGUCUGAUUUAGCUGAAAAACUCUGUAUUAAAGCCUUCGUUAAUGUGGAAAUCUGAUAAGAGAUUUUACUAUAAUGUACCAUCAAAGCAUGACCGUGCACUUGGUUCCAUUCGUGUCCCUGGCAACUGUUGAUGAAUUAUAGUGGUUUUAUAUGGAGUUCUAUAACUCAACUUAAAUAAUAUUUCAAAUCGAAUUGUUACUUACUAGAAAUGCUGCAUGACGAAGAUGCUCGAAGUUCCUAUUGUGACAUGACUAAGCCUGGCAAUCCGCUGAACCUUGAUACAUUUUCUUAUUGUUUGCAUUGUAGAGGAUGAGCAAAUUCAACCUGUUCUGUUGAAGGAGCAACCUAAAAGCAAAUGGGAUGAUGAAGAUGUGGAUGAAGAUGAGAUAAAGGAAUCAUGGGAAGAUGAAGAUGAAUUACCCACGGUAUGAUUAAUGGUCUUACUAUGAUCUUAAGCAUCUAAUCUGGAUAUUCAUGCAUUGCGAUGUUUCUUUUGAACAUGCUGAAAAAUGUUUAGUUACCACCGAAACAUACACAAAGCAGCAAACAGAGCACAAGAUUCAAUGUUACUAACCUUAAACAUAAGCUUAAGUAGUUGCCUGGCAUCAUACCAAAUAACAAUCCGAUACCAAAUAUUUACUAAAGCUCAAUAACUGGACUUUAAAUAUUUACUUAAGCAGUUGCCUAGCAUCAAAGCAAAUAAGCAGUUGCCUGGCAUCCUACCUUGGUAGCUAUGCCACUAAUAUUAAUACUGUUUGGUGUCACUUAAAGUUUUGACUUUUUAUGUAACUCAAUGGUGCUCUCUAUCAGGUGCCUGUAUCAAAACCUGUGCCAGAAAAGGUCCCCAAGAAGCCUGUGGCAAAGUCUACAAAAGAAAAAACUGUGGAACCAGCAAAGGAAGAGCCACCACUAGACCCCGUAGCAGAAAAGCUUCGCCAGCAAAGGUAUUAGACUUUGUUUUCCAAGUUGAACUUUAACUUAUAAAAUUUAAAGAUUGAC